Capsicum annuum is the source of this 1010-nucleotide messenger RNA. RefSeq lists its product as uncharacterized. Lineage: Eukaryota; Viridiplantae; Streptophyta; Magnoliopsida; Solanales; Solanaceae. The record is from RefSeq and is a predicted model, not a curated record.
UUUUCAUAGCUAUUUUCUACUUUCUUUCUGGUAUUUUGUUGGGUUUUUGCUUUGUUUCUUGCAUGAAAAUAUAAGUUCUUUUUCCGCAUUUUCUUUUUUUGGGCCAAGGAGGGUGAGUGAUGUGGUGGGCAGAGGGGCCAGUGAGGGGGUCUUUUAUUUAAUUCUUUCCAAAUUAAUGUGAAGAUAAUGUAUGAUAGAAUCUUAUUGGAAAGACAAAGUAUGUGAAUCACAUUCAGCAGAGUGGGAGAAAAGGUGAAGAAAUUUAAGAGAGGAUUUUGAAGGAUGAAUGAUAGCUCAACUAGAUAAAUAAAUGAGAGACAAACUCAAAGGCCUUGUGGUUGUGUGGGCAUUUUCUUUUAGCUCUUUGAUCGGAACCAUAGAUUUGCCAAGAAGCUGUUUCCAAAGAAACUGCUUUCACCAGCUUGCUUGAAACAAGCUUCAAAAAAGUUUGGAGGGGAUGAGAAGCAGCCAAAGCUUCGUUUGAUUGCUGAUGAGAACAGUGGGGCUUUUCCAAAUGCCAAGAAUAAUGGAAUGACCAAUACACGUUGUGAUAGCAAGCGCGAAAUGAAAGCUCCAAGUUUGGUUGCUAGGCUCAUGGGUUUGGAAUCGAUGCUAGCAGGAUCAGGCAGUAAGCCCCAAAAGGCUUCAGCUUCUGAAACUUGGAGCAAUGUGGCAGACAAACUUGGUGCUCGACCUGGCGGAUCUGAUAAAGAAGAUAUGGAUUUUGAGAUGGCUGAAAUAAAGAGUUCAGAACCAGGUUUGCAAAGGUUUAGAGCUAAAUGUGCUCUCACUUAUCCUACUAGAUAUUUUUCUCCUUUGGAAGAUGAAGCAGAUUUAGUUGGGAAUUCACUUGAUCCCCAUUCAACUGACAGCUACCUCUGCAGCAGUCCCAAUAGUAGCUUAAAGGACAAAGUGCUUGCUGAAUCAGUGGACUCUGUUGAUGAUGAACCACUCUUUCCAGAACCUAAUAGAGAUCUUUCGGAUUUUGAGACCUCAUUAUCCACCAGGAG